This is a messenger RNA of Malus domestica (apple), 2067 nucleotides long. Its product is annotated as glucose-1-phosphate adenylyltransferase large subunit 1-like. Gene Ontology annotation, molecular function: glucose-1-phosphate adenylyltransferase activity. The record is from RefSeq and is a predicted model, not a curated record. Gene Ontology annotation, biological process: glycogen biosynthetic process. Lineage: Eukaryota; Viridiplantae; Streptophyta; Magnoliopsida; Rosales; Rosaceae.
AUGCCUAGGGUCCAAAUCCUAACUAUAAAAACUGGCUUUGCUAGUUUUCUCGUGAGGCCAAUAAAGCUAUUCACUUUCUUUCAAAAUCAUUCACGUAUUUCACUCCACUCUGACUUUCACUUGUCUCAACUCAACCGAUCACUUCUAAGAGUUGGUAACGGGAAUGGAUUCUUGCUGUGUGGCUUUGAAACCCAAUACCCAUUUGGGAAACGCAAGUGGUUUCUGCAAUGGUGAUCCUGGGUUUUUGGGGGAGAGUGUUAGAGGGAGUUCUAAUCACAGGCUUUGGGCCAAUCAGUUGAGAACUGACAAGAGGAAGGUGAAACCUGGAGCUAUUCUUGCUGUUCUUACAUCAAACGACACCGAGGCUGUCUCUCAGACUCUGCAAAUGCCAAUGUUUAGACGGAGAGUAGACCCGAAAAAUGUAGCUUCAAUUAUAUUAGGAGGCGGUGCAGGGACACAGCUCUUUCCUCUUACCAAAAGAUCAGCGACACCCGCGGUCCCAGUUGGAGGAUGCUACCGGCUUAUAGACAUUCCAAUGAGCAAUUGCAUCAACAGCAAUAUAAACAAGAUAUUUGUACUGACGCAGUUUAAUUCUGCUUCUCUCAAUCGUCACAUUGCUCGCACCUAUUUUGGAAAUGGUAUCAACUUUGGAGAUAGAUUUGUAGAGGUGCUAGCAGCCACUCAAACGCAGGGGGAAGCAGGAAUGAAUUGGUUCCAAGGAACAGCAGAUGCUGUGAGGCAAUUUACAUGGGUAUUUGAGGAUGCCAAGAACAGGGAUGUUGAGAAUAUAGUGAUUUUGUCUGGCGAUCAUCUUUACCGAAUGGAUUAUAUGGACUUUGUGCAGAGUCACGUUGAUAGAAAUUCCGAUAUUACAAUUUCUUGUACAGCAGUGGGUGGCAGCCGCGCGUCUGAUUAUGGGUUGGUGAAGAUCGAUAGCAGAGGUAAAGUAAUCCAGUUUGCUGAAAAACCAAGGGGAGCUGAUCUAAAAGCAAUGCAAGCAGAUACCACGCUUCUGGGAUUGUCACCACAAGAUGCAUUGAAAACCCCCUAUGUUGCAUCAAUGGGAGUUUAUGUAUUUAAGACAGAAAUUUUGCUAAAUCUUCUGAGGUGGAGAUAUCCAACAUCCAAUGACUUUGGAUCUGAAAUCAUUCCUGCAGCAGUGAGAGAGCACAAGGUCCAGGCAUAUAUGUUCAGAGACUACUGGGAGGACAUUGGAACUAUAAAGUCUUUCUAUGAUGCUAACUUGGCCCUCACCGAAGAGAUUCCGAAGUUUGAGUUUUAUGACCCAAAGACACCAAUCUUUACCUCUCCUCGAUUCUUACCACCAACAAAGAUUGACAAGUGCCGGAUUGUGGAUGCAAUAAUCUCACAUGGAUGUUUCUUGCAAGAAUGUAGUGUCCAACAUUCAAUUGUGGGUGAACGUUCACGGUUGAAUUAUGGUGUCGAACUCAAGGAUGCCAUAAUGAUGGGUGCUGACAAUUACCAAACGGAAUCUGAAAUCGCAUCUCUGCUUGCAGACGGGGAGGUCCCAAUUGGCAUUGGAAGCAAUACAAAGAUUAGGAAUUGCAUAAUCGAUAAGAAUGCAAAGAUAGGGAAGGACGUUAUGAUCGUGAACAAAGAAGGGGUUCAAGAAGCAGACAGGCCAGAAGACGGAUUUUACAUUCGCGAGGGGAUCACAAUUAUUCUGGAGAAGGCAACAAUAGAAGACGGCAUGAUUAUAUAAUGGUAUUACCAUCUCAACUACUUUCGGAGGACAGUUGAAAAAGGGUAACGAGAAAAGACUCUUGCGGUCGUGUGCACAUUUGGCAUGAGCAAACAGCUUCUGCAGGACUUUUUACAAUAGACAAGUACCACCUUUGUUACUGUGUUUAAACUAGGAAAAUCCUUCAGAACUCGUGAAAAUGGAUUUUAUAAGCUUAAGAGUCGCGAGAUGUACAAAAAUAAGCUAAGAGAGCUGAUCGCCGGCUUCUUUUAUCUUUCGUGGAGCUGAUAUAUCCCUAAGAACCUAUGAACUUCUGUAUCAAUAUUUGAUUUAUGCGUAUGAAUAAUUGCAGUGAGUUUGAAAUA